Didymodactylos carnosus is the source of this 662-nucleotide messenger RNA. NCBI's taxonomy places the organism in Eukaryota, Metazoa, Rotifera, Eurotatoria, Philodinida, Philodinidae. The record is from the annotation of a GenBank genome assembly.
CUUACACACAAUACAAGUUAGUCCAAGAGAACAGCAGUCUCCCGCGUCAGCUGCUUCGAAAAAAGACAUGGGAUCAAAUUCAGAUCGUCGAUCUAUCCAUAUCACCCCCUUGGCCAGCACCAUAAUUACAAACGCAACAUUAGUAAUUCCAUCCUCGUCUACAAUCACGACAGAAAAAAGUAAAUUGUAUAUCGAAGUUUAGUUUAUGAACUUUUACAUUUCCAUCUCUCUUUUUUUCUCUCUCUAGCUCUCGUACAAAUAAUGGCUACAGCAAUGUUUUAGAACUGAAUGAUAAUGGAAGCGAUUCAGACGACCAUGCCGAACUGGAAUUACAGCAAGAACAUCAAGAACCAUUUUCUUUUUUAUCAAAAACAAGUGUUAUCAAAUCGGCAAAACGAAGGAAAGUAACAUUGGAAAAGAACGGGUCGAAACGUCCGCGAACUACAUUCGAAAAUGACAGCGACGCUGAUAAAAACGAAGAUCAACACCUUGAUCUGCAGCUGAUGGUUUAUUACUUGAAACAAUUAAGUCAAAAUCAUGUCAAUUUAGAAAAACAGCUAAAACAAAUCAUCACAAAUCAAAAACGUGAUCAAGAAAUGCUAAAAUUUUUUCGAAAACCAGAAAAGAAUACAAAAAGCAUUAUUGAGACGAAAGGUAUGUAG